Cyprinodon variegatus (sheepshead minnow) is the source of this 800-nucleotide messenger RNA. It is a transcript of the gene apoc2, whose product is annotated as apolipoprotein C-II. The transcript has 4 exons. Gene Ontology annotation, cellular component: chylomicron. The record is from RefSeq and is a predicted model, not a curated record. Gene Ontology annotation, molecular function: enzyme activator activity. Gene Ontology annotation, biological process: lipid metabolic process; lipid transport. Bases 82 to 372 code for a protein of 96 amino acids. Lineage: Eukaryota; Metazoa; Chordata; Actinopteri; Cyprinodontiformes; Cyprinodontidae.
AUAUAAACAGUUCAGGCUAGCAAUGCCUCUGACUUUGCUCUCUUUGUCUCAUUUCUGCACAGGAAGGAGAUCCAAACCACCAUGAAUAAGUUGUUGGUUGUUUCUGUGCUUAUUGCACUUCUUGCUCUCAGCACUGAAGGCUUCCGUUUGCCAAGGCAAGUUGACGAGGAGGAGGGUACUCUGUCUAAAAUCUCAGAAGCUAUCAAGUCCUACUAUGGCAGUGCUUUGGACACUGUCAAUGGAUACGUGGACACUAUCAAAGGCCUGAAGAUUGAGGAGAAAGCAAAGAACCUUUAUAGUGAAACCAGCACAGUUGUGAGCACCUACGCUGGAAUUAUGCAAGAUCAGAUCUACCACUUUUUCCACCAGUAGCAAAUUAAAGUACACACUUAAAAACUCAUUCAAAUGAUCUCAUCUGCAUUUUCCAAGAGUAUAAAAAUCCCAAGCCUGUGCAGAAAAGUAGCUUCUCACCAUUUGACAUCUGACAUUUUUGUAGUCAUCAUCAAAAGGAGCAUCCACAACUUAAAUAAAGGACAGUGUGAUUUUUAAAGUGCCUUUUCUUAACCACUGAACUGAUGCUAACACACACUGGAAAUGGUCAUCCAAAAAAGGCUGCCUCAAAGAGAGGAUGAAAAAAUGUGGUGGGCACCAUGGAGCACUCGGUGUAAAAAUUCUGUGGAUAAUUUCGUGGUCUAAUGCCAUUUAGUUAUACUGCAUUUACUGUUAUUUGACCUAAAACAGCUACACCAACCCUAGAUAACUCUAAAUGUUUGUGUCAUGUCUUGAAAUAAAGUAUUUAU